AUGGUUUCCCGCGCGUGCUCCACCGCGCCGCCGGGCCUGGCUCUCAUUCGUCGCUUCCGGCCAAAGGAUUUCUCUUUCGCGACGCACCAGAUCUUCGUCCUUGUUCUCACCUUUAUCGCAUACGCGUUAUAUCACGCCUCGCGAAAGCCUCCCAGCAUUGUCAAGGGCGUGCUCGACCCUCUCGAUACAGGCAACUCCGUUACAAGCAAUCCCUGGACUUUCUACCUCCAGCGGCUGGAAAGCCACCCAGAAAACUCUCUUCUGCGGGCAGAACAAAAAGCCGGAUGGGCUCCUUUCAACGGUAAAUCCGGGAAAUCUCUUCUCGGGGAACUCGAUAUCGCGUUUCUGGGAUGCUACGCGAUCGGCAUGUAUAUCGCUGGCCAUGUUGGCGACCGAAUCGACCUCCGCGUCUUCCUCUCCGUGGGGAUGUUCGGCAGCGGCUUAUUCGUAUCCCUCUUCGGCAUGGGGUAUUUCUGGAAUAUACACUCGUUAAACUACUUCGCAGCGGUGCAAAUGGCCGCAGGGUUCCUCCAGGCGACCGGCUGGCCGAGCGUCGUCGCGAUUAUGGCCAGCUGUAUCAUGGCGGGAGCGCUGGUCAUGUUUCUGUUUCUUGCGCCGGAACCGGAAACCAUAGGGCUGGAGUCGCCGCAUUCGUUGCUGCUGUCGGAGUCGUCUAGUGAGGCGGGCGGGAGCGUGCACGGGGAGGGGGACGAGGAGUCGGGGCUUGAAGCUGUCGAAUGCGCUGACAUGGCUGCUGACGUGGCGGCUGGUUUCGAUGCUGCCCUAUUAGCUCCGAAAGAGGCUGCUUAUGCUUCAGUAUCGGAGCAGCUUACGGUGCCGCUUUUACAGGGGAAGGAUGAUGCGGGGCCGGGAGCGGAGGGUCGGAUUGUGAUAACAGAGGAUGUGCUUAAAGCGGGAAUGGAAGGGAGCGGCGGGGAGCACGAGGCGAUCAGUUUCUGGGACGCAUGUCAAAUUCCUGGUGUUGCGGCGUACGCGUUAUGCCUGUUCUUCGCUAAGCUUGUGGCGUACACGUUCCUGUACUGGCUCCCGUUCUACAUCAAGCGCACAGAGAUAGCGGGCCAUCAUCUGACUGACGCGUUUGCUGGAGUAACGUCGACAGUCUUCGAUUUAGGGGGGGUGCUGGGGGGGAUAGUGGCAGGCCAUCUUUCCGACCAUACGGGCGCCCACGCCACCGUGUCCGCUUCCUUCAUGCUCCUAGCUGUCCCCGCUCUCCUCCUCUACUCCUUUCUGGGCGGAAUUUCCCUCUCUGUGCACAUAGGGCUGCUUUCACUGGUGGGAUUCUUUGUGAAUGGGCCCUACGCGCUUAUCACUUGUGCCGUGUCCGCUGAUCUGGGGCAGCACGCGUCGCUCCGAGGGAAUUCCAAGGGGUUGGCUACGGUUACUGCGAUCAUUGAUGGUACGGGCUCGCUAGGGGCUGCUCUGGGUCCGUUUCUAACGGGGAUAGUGGCAGAGAUUGGGGGAGGAGGCGGGGGGAAGGGAGCAGGAGACCUGGGGUGGAGGCUGGUGUUUGGAAUGCUUAUUUCGGCUGCACUGGCUGCAGUGUUGUGCAUACUGCGGUUAGUUAUUGGCGAGUUUAAAGCAGCAGCAGAAACCUCAGCAGCGUUAGACGCCUUCUUAGAGGCCGAGAGGCAGCAGCAGGAGCAGGGAAGAGAAGGAGAGCAAGGGAGGGGCAGUGGAGUGCCAGCGGGGGAGCAGCUGGGAGGAGAGAGGGGCGAACAAACGGGGGAGCAGAGGGGGACACAACGCAGUCUGCUGAGCUCAUAA
Molecule: messenger RNA, 1785 nt
Organism: Closterium sp. NIES-65
Lineage: Eukaryota; Viridiplantae; Streptophyta; Zygnematophyceae; Desmidiales; Closteriaceae
Source: the annotation of a GenBank genome assembly